This is a messenger RNA of Drosophila yakuba, 5060 nucleotides long. RefSeq lists its product as uncharacterized. Gene Ontology annotation, molecular function: protein tyrosine phosphatase activity. The transcript has 2 exons. The coding region runs from base 217 to 4350 and encodes 1377 amino acids. The record is from RefSeq and is a predicted model, not a curated record. Lineage: Eukaryota; Metazoa; Arthropoda; Insecta; Diptera; Drosophilidae. Gene Ontology annotation, biological process: protein dephosphorylation.
GGAUCGAUUACAUACGCGGUCUGGCAGCUCCCCAUGCUUGAGCUCUGAAAAUGUUGUGAAAAGAAAACGCUCUUUUCCCAAUGAUUUGCGUCGAAAUCGGAAGUGCUAACUGUGCGGGCGAGAUAGUGAUAAUGCCGAUCGAGUGAGGACAAGACACUAAACGGGCGGAGCGACUGCGCUGCGAUCGCCCCGCUUCAGCAAUUGUGUGUGUGUAUCAUGGACAAGCUACGAAACAACAACAAGGAGAAUGCACCCAUUGAGUACCCCUACCCACAGACCCCCCGUCCCGCCCACGCCUCCUCCUUCGACACUACCCCACUGGAAGCUGGCGAGGAUGCGGAGAGCAACAAGAGCACACCCUACUUCACGCCCCUCGAGUACCUGCAGACGUCCUUCGAGUUCCCCUCGCCCACGGUGGAGGUUGUGGGCGGGGUUCCUGGCAUUCCCGAGCACGAGGAUCAGGAUGAGGAGGUCUUCACCCCCCGACAGUUCACCAUUGCCAGCCCCCAUCCAGCACCCCACCACGUCCACCAUCCAUCCAGCUCGCAGUCACCCACAUUAGGUCGAAAGUUCAAGAGGUUAUCGCAGUACGACCGCCGAUCCUGCUCGCCGCACAUUACAACCUCCACUGGCGACGAGCGGGUUAGUGGCCGUGGCAUCGACAAGGAAAACACCAUACCUAAGGGUGGAUCGGUCGAUCAAGACCUGGAGAACAGCUUGUACUUGUCGAAGAGCGAGCACAACUCACCCACCAUCCUGUUUAAGGAUGAGUCCUCGACGACGCCGGGACUGGAGGCCAGUCGCCUGAGUUACUCCCCAAAACUGUUGUCCUCUAUAAACAACCUAAACGUGUCGGGUUCGCCCCUUAACAUUAUCAACUCGGCUGGCUACAAGAAUGGCAACUUCUUUCGCUUCCCGGAGAUCGAUCAUGUCGUGCAGGAUGCGCCCAAGGAUACAGGCAAUUCGGAGGAAGCUACACGCCGGGAUCGUAGUCCUGCGUUGGCCGAGCCGCCGGAACAGCAGCAACAAAAAUCGGAGGGCCGAAAGAAUCGAAAGAAUAAAAAUAAUCUUACCAUUCGCAUUACGGACGUGCCCAUAAAAAACUCAAGCCAGCCAUCACCGUUGCCCAAACCGAAAACACCGACCAUCAAGAGCACCAAGGAGAAGGCACGCUCACUGGAUUCGGCUGCCAACGAAUCAGAACUGUCAAUCGUGGUGCACAACAUAACCGAAUCUCAUGGCAGCUGCGAUGACAUGGAGACGGGGCAGAGCAAGCCAUCGACAAGUGUCAUCCACCAUCACCAUCUUCAACAGCCCGCUUCCGCCAUCCACUCAACAUCGCUUUCGCGAUUGGAUAGUCACCUUAGCUUGGCCAAUCAGAGGCGAACGCCGCGCAGAAAGUCACCAGGAAUCAACACCACUGACUGGCUUAUGUACCACCGCAAGCAGAACCCAUAUCAGGUGCAACCGACGCACUGCAGCUCCACGACCCAAAGCUCCUUGGACUCGGACGCAAGCCUAACCCCCAGCCUUGGGGACUUUGAACUGAAGUCCGCCUGCAGCGUGGACGGCGGCUCCAAGUUUGGAAUAGGCGCAAGCCUAGCGCCGAGAAGCGCCCACAAGCACAAUCAGUUACUGCACUCGUCCAGCACAAAUUUAAAAACGCUUCCCGAGUGCCUUACCCUGGUGGAGUUCUCCUCCUCUGGCGGUGGUGCUAAGGAAUCGCCUUUCAAGCAGAAGUCUAUGGAUCUGCCGAUGCCGACACUCCAGGCAAAGACCACAGUGUCCACAUCAUCGAUGAAUCUUCUCCAGCGUCGGGGAUCCAAUCACAGUUUAACGCUCAACCUGCACAGCUCCUGUGGCAACCUGAUGAACAGUGGACUAAGUCAUUCCAACUACAGUCUGGGCUCAAUACUCAACUCCAAGUCCAGUUGCAAUUUGGAUGCAGGAACCGCCAGCCAAAUUCGCACGGAUCAAUUGCCACAGUCACAUCUGCUGGCUAGCAGCCAGGGUAGUCGGCAAGGGUUGUUCAGAAGACGUGGAUCAAACCACAGCAUCACCCUAAAGACAGGGCACACUACAACAUCUUGUGGAGAUUUAAAUUCUAUGCAGCAGAUCCAACAGCAGCAGGCAAUGCUAAGCGCGGAAAAGUACAACCGACUUAAUAUGCGAACCAAUUCCACCGGCUCGGGAUCAGGCUCUGGAUCCAAUGUACCUACUCCAAAACGAGGACUUUUAGAACGCCGUGGCUCCAAUCAAAGCCUCACUCUAAACAUGGGCAGCAUACUGGGUGGAGCAGCAAGUACCGAGAUUCAGAUAACGGACAUUGGGCAACCGAAAGUCACCGUUUGCAGUUGUGCUGCCGCCAACCAAGCUCCGCAUCAACGGAAAUUCUUUAGCACCGAGAACCUUAACAGCAGCAAAGCCAAUAGCCAAAAGUUCUUUGGACAGGUGUGCUUUGGUUCCGCCUCGGAUUUGCAGCCAAAUCCUCAGCAGGAUUCGGUGGGUGAGGAUCAGGCCAUUAUCGCCACUUGCACUUGUGCUGGGACCGUGCGCAACAUUAUGACCCGUCCUCUGUCGCCGCAAACGACCAGCGAGGAGUUUAAGAUCUACUUAGCCAGCAUACAGAUGCUGCAGAGCGCCUCCAAUCCGCUUAAUCAGUUUGAUCUUAUUCGGCUGAACUACGUGUUCGAUCACAGUUACCAGACGAAUAGGAACAUCAUAGAGCAACCGCCGGUGCUGGGCUCUAACGCACGGGAUGUGGAGACGCCCACUGAUCUGGUGGCCCCCAGCUCGGAGGACAGUGAACUUCUCGCGUCCUACCAGACAGUGGUCAAUAGGAUCGCGCAACCAAUACCGGAAUUGAAGGAAACCGAACAGAAGAGAAUCUUUCGUGAUCUGCACAAGGAGUUCUGGGACCUGCCGCUCAAUCACCAAGAGAAGCCUAUGGUCUUCGGCUCGCAGACAAAAAAUCGCUACAAGACUAUCUUGCCCAACGAGAACUCUCGCGUGCUGCUCGAAUCCGAGUCCAGCGAGCUGACUCGCUUGCUGGGGGAAGUCAAACGAACCAGUUCCGUGACCGCCAGCGAGGACUUGCCCUACAUCAAUGCCAAUUACAUCAAGGGACCCGACUACGUGUCGAAGUGCUAUGUGGCCACGCAGGGUCCGCUGCCCAAUACGAUCUUCGAGUUCUGGCUAAUGAUCUACCAAAACACGCAGCGCUACAUACGUCGCUGCGUGGAUGGAGGAAGCAGCAGCAGUCCUCACGUUGACAGGGAGCAAAUCCUGCAGCAGUACUUUCAGAAGAUUGUCAUGCUCACAAACUUCACGGAGGCGAACAGGCAGAAGUGUGCCGUAUACUUUCCCAUCGAACUGAAUGAGAUCUUUGCGGUGGCCGCCAAGUGUGAGGUGUUUCAGCUGAGUGCGGUUGCCCGGGAUUACUUCGAUCGGUAUUUAACGCCCACCUUUGUGCCGGACACUGUGGUGGCUUCCUCGGAUGCGAUCGACUAUGAGUUAGGUGGCCGGCACAUAGGCGUGGAGUCGGUGAAGGUGACGCUGGAAGGGGAUCUGCUGGAGGCUUUGCCCGCCCAGGGAAGCUUCUUCCUUAUUAAAAACGUGGGCAUUGUGCGAAGGAAUGGUUACUCGGUGAGGAAGCUGGUGCUGCUCUAUUGCAUACGUGUGCCACAAAGUGCUAGCUACCACCUGCAAAAGAUCUACUGCUACCACUAUUGGUACCCUGACUGGCCAGAUCAUCACUCGCCUCGGGACAUCAACACGCUGCUGGACACCUGCUUGCAUGUACUCAAUCUUGGAAAGUGUGAGUCGGAGUUUGACAUCUACGAUGACAGCAGAAGCGAGAGGAAUGCCCAUCUGGCGGCUCAGCGCCUAGAGAUCUACCAGCAGGACAUCUUCAAUGCAGUGCAGCCCCUCCCCGUUAUCCACUGCUCGGCUGGGAUCGGGCGCACUGGUUGCUUUACGGCCAUCCUCAAUGCAGUGCGCCAGUUGCGGCAAUCGUUGGCUUACUCGCUAACUGGAAUGCUCACAAAAUCGCUGACAAGCAGUACGGCAGAAGAUUACCAUAACCCAACGGACAGCGAUAGCAGCUUUACUUGCAACACUAUUCGGCACAUCAGCCACAUUCUGGAUCAUCGGGAGACGGAGGCAGUUACGACGCCCCCCUCAUUCGACCGUCUGCCUAAGAUGCCGGACAUUUUCGUGGACGUCCUGGGCAUCGUUUGCAAUCUUCGCCUGCAGCGGGGCGGUAUGGUCCAGAACUCGGAGCAGUAUGAGCUAAUACACCGGGCCAUUUGCCUCUAUCUGAAGCGCACACUCGCGUUGAGGCGAUUUUAAAAGAGCGAAAAACCAAGAUCAACAACUUUUUGACGACGAAAGGAUGGAGAUGAAGAACAAAACACCAAUUUACUAUUUGUAAUCACAAUUUUUGUGGCCCUUAUUUUAAUGAAAGCAACUGCUACGGACAAGCAACAAGUAAACCAAGAAACCAUGGCUAAAAGAGUCUCGAAAAUGAAAUAUGGAUGGCAUUCUCCGAAGAGGACGAAAUGACGGAAUGUUUUCAAUGUUUGCUAAAUAUUACUAUUACCACAUAUUCUACAUAUAUAUAAAUGUUUAUUAAGUGUUGGAUGUAUGUGUGUUAAAUGUGUACAUAAGUGUAAAUGUUUCCGACUUUUGGUGUGAACUAUGCUUAAACUAAAGUUAAUUAACAAUUAUUAUACCCUACCUUAACUUACCAUAAAAAUGCGCAUCUAUACAAAACUCGAGACGUUCGUCGGCGUCCCUCGGUGAGUUUGGGUUUGGGUACGGAGAAAGCUCAAACCUUUUUCAAGUUGGACCCUUCCCAGGGUCCUUCUGACUAAAACACCAAUUUCUCCAAUCCCGAGCUGACAGCUCGACCGCCGGACGUUGACCAGAAUACGGACAAGAGUUCAUUUAAAACACAAGAUAAAAAUUCGAUAAGUAAAAUGGAAACCCAUAAAUGAACUUGUAUUUACGUUUAUGCAAUGGAACUAGUCAAAUAAAAAUUAGAAACAUUUUAAAUGUAA